AUGGCAACAGCAGCCCCUCCGCUUGGACCUCAACUCGGUCAACGAGGUUUGAAUGUGGCGAAUUUUUGUAAAGAGUUCAAUAAAGAAACAGGUCAUAUCAAACCUGGUACGGUUCUGCCGACACGAAUCUCGAUAAAACCUGAUCGCACUUACGACUUAGAAAUAUGCAGUCCUACAACCAGCUGGCUGCUGAAAAGAGCAGCAGGCAUACGGAGAGGAAAGCAGUUCCCAAAUGAGAUCGUUGGUAAAUUAUCAGUGAAACAUAUCUAUGAAAUUGCAAAGGUAAAAUCACAAGAUAAAUGUCUAGUCGGUGUACCGUUACAGGACAUCUGCCGAAUGAUCAUCAAAAGUUGUCGAACGAUAGGAAUUGAAGUAACACAUGAGGAUUUGAAUCCAGACGAAUAUCGUGAAUUUUUGGACAAAAGACGGCAAAUUGUUCAAGAACAGCUGAAGCAACUAGCAGAGAAGAAAGCAGCCAAAAUGCUUCGGACAGCCUGA
Anisakis simplex (herring worm) is the source of this 498-nucleotide messenger RNA. The record is from the annotation of a GenBank genome assembly. Lineage: Eukaryota; Metazoa; Nematoda; Chromadorea; Rhabditida; Anisakidae.